AUCCCAUUGCCGUGGUUGGGCCGGGGCGGGCUCUGGCGGGCACCGGGGGCUGAGCGGGAAGGUGUGGCGGCGCCGCGAAAACGGCGCCUGGAGGGUCCCGGUCCCCGUGCGGCGCGCGCGGGACGCCGCUGGGGGCGGGGCCGGAGGCGGGGCCUGGCCUCGUUGUGGAGCGGCUCGUAAUCCAUCAUGGCGGCCGCGGGGGUCAGUGUCCGUUCCUGAGCCGCGCCGGAGCCGGAGCCGGUCCCGGGUCCUGCAGCUGAGGAGCAGCGCCGCUGUCCACGGCCCCUACCUGCGGGGCGCGGCCGGGCCCCGCGGCGGAGCCCGGGGGAUGUGACUGCCUGGCGGCUGCGGCGACGUCCGGGGCCGGGGGAGGGGGUGUCUCGGGCAGAGACCCCCGGGCUCGGGGCAGCUGAGGCGGCCGGGCCUCCUCCCCGCUUCGCCGCCUGCCCCCUGCGAAGCCCCGCGAGCCUCUGGGCCCUCAGAGCCCUGCGCCGGCUCUGGGACCCUGGGGGUGGUCUCCCGCCCCCGGACCCGGGGCGCCCGGCUUCCUGAGGCGACGGGGAGCGUCGCCCCGGAGUCACCGCCCGCGCCGCGCCCGGCCGCCUCCCCCUCCCCCUCCAGCCGCCCCUUCGUCCGACUCCCGGCCCCUCGUUUGGCCUCGAACUCCCCACCCCCCUUCCAUUCAAACCCCCUCCCUGCUGUCCAGGCCCCUCCACCCCUUCUCCCCAGGCUGCUCCGGGAGCCUCCAUGCCCUGACUUCUCCCAAUGUCACCGACGGCGCCCCUCGCCUCAGCCCUGCCCAAAACUUCCAUGCGGAGGAAGAGUCUGGACUCGUUUCACAGGCCUUUUAAAAAGCGGCCCUACGAGUUGCCGGCCGUGCACUCCUCCUCGGCGGAGCCCGGGGCCCGCGCCCGCUGAGCCCUCCGGACGCGGGGCGGCGGGAGGCCUGUCCGCGGAUGGAGAAGCGGCCGGGGGCGGCUGACCUCCGCAGGGAAGGUUCUGGAGCAGCCUCCGAGGACGACCCACGGCUCCUUUGCGUGUGGGAACCAGCGCGAUGACCUGGGCAGUCGCCCUGGUGCAGCAGCAUCUCCUGUGAAUCUCUCCGGUGAGGCGUUCCUCCUGGAAAGAAACCUGUCGUUCAGCCAGUAAAAAGGACACUUACAACCAAGCAACUUUUGGGGGGCGUUGCAGUGACUGCGGAUUGACAGACUGCGAGCAUAGCGGACCCCUGUUUGCACAGGCCGCCUGGGCUGGGAGGUGUUCAGUGACUGCCCUCCGCCCUGACUCGCGGGCAUCGGGGGGUGUGAAACCCCACGUGGAACGUGGGCCGUUGUCCUGAGCUCACGGGCCAUUCUGAGACCGCGGACCCUCUUCUGGAAAGGGGCACCUAUCCUUACUUUAUGGGGCAGCAGCCUGGAAAAGUCCUUGGGGACCAGAGGAGGCCGAGCUUGCCUGCCCUGCACUUCAUCAAGGUAGCAGGCAAGAAGGAGUCACCCCGGCACGGCGGGCCGCCCUGCAAUGUGUUCGUGGAACAUGAAGCCCUCCAAAGGCCAGUAGCAUCUGACUUCGAGCCCCAAGGUCUGAGCGAAGCAGCUCGUUGGAACUCCAAGGAAAACCUUCUCGCUGGUCCCAGUGAAAAUGACCCCAACCUCUUUGUUGCACUGUAUGAUUUUGUGGCCAGUGGGGACAACACUCUCAGUAUCACUAAAGGUGAAAAGCUCCGGGUUUUAGGCUACAAUCACAAUGGGGAAUGGUGUGAAGCCCAAACCAAAAAUGGCCAAGGGUGGGUCCCAAGCAACUACAUCACACCCGUCAACAGCCUGGAGAAACACUCCUGGUACCACGGGCCCGUGUCCCGCAACGCUGCCGAGUACCUGCUGAGCAGCGGCAUCAACGGCAGCUUCCUGGUGCGGGAGAGCGAGAGCAGCCCCGGGCAGAGGUCCAUCUCGCUGCGAUACGAAGGCAGGGUGUACCACUACAGGAUCAACACAGCUUCCGAUGGCAAGCUCUACGUCUCCUCUGAGAGCCGCUUCAACACUUUGGCCGAGUUGGUCCAUCAUCACUCCACGGUGGCAGACGGGCUCAUCACCACUCUCCACUACCCGGCCCCCAAGCGCAACAAGCCCACCGUCUACGGCGUGUCCCCCAACUACGACAAGUGGGAGAUGGAGCGCACCGACAUCACCAUGAAGCACAAGCUGGGUGGCGGCCAGUACGGGGAGGUGUACGAAGGCGUGUGGAAGAAGUACAGCCUCACGGUGGCGGUGAAGACCCUGAAGGAGGACACCAUGGAGGUGGAGGAGUUCUUGAAAGAGGCCGCCGUGAUGAAAGAGAUCAAGCACCCCAACCUGGUCCAGUUACUUGGGGUCUGCACCCGGGAGCCCCCGUUCUACAUAAUCACUGAGUUCAUGACCUAUGGGAACCUGCUGGAUUACCUGAGAGAGUGUAACCGGCAGGAGGUGAACGCUGUGGUGCUGCUGUACAUGGCCACUCAGAUCUCCUCAGCCAUGGAGUACCUGGAGAAGAAGAACUUCAUCCACAGAGACCUUGCUGCCCGAAACUGCCUGGUAGGGGAGAACCACUUGGUGAAGGUGGCCGAUUUCGGCCUGAGCCGGCUGAUGACCGGGGACACGUACACAGCCCACGCCGGGGCCAAAUUCCCCAUCAAGUGGACGGCGCCCGAGAGCCUGGCCUACAACAAGUUCUCCAUCAAGUCCGACGUCUGGGCAUUCGGAGUACUGCUGUGGGAGAUCGCUACCUACGGCAUGUCGCCCUACCCGGGCAUUGACCUGUCCCAGGUGUACGAGCUGCUGGAGAAAGACUACCGCAUGGAGCGCCCAGAAGGCUGCCCCGAGAAGGUCUACGAACUCAUGCGAGCAUGUUGGCAAUGGAAUCCCUCUGACCGGCCCUCCUUUGCUGAAAUCCACCAAGCCUUUGAGACCAUGUUUCAGGAGUCCAGCAUAUCCGAUGAAGUGGAAAAGGAACUGGGGAAAAAAGGCAUGCGAGGGGUUGCAGGUACUCUGCUACAGGCCCCAGAGCUGCCCACCAAGACAAGGACCUCCAGGAGAGCCACGGAGCACAAGGACUUCACCGACCUGCCUGAGACGCCCCACUCCAAGGGCCCGGGAGAGCCUGAUCCCCUGGACCACGAGCCCGCUGUGUCUCCACUGCUCCCUCGGAAAGAACGAGGCCCCCAGGACGGCUGCCUGAAUGAAGAUGAGCGCCUUCUCCCCAAAGACAAGAAGACCAACCUGUUCAGCGCCCUGAUCAAGAAGAAGAAGAAGACGGCGCCUGCCCCUCCCAAGCGCAGCAGCUCCUUCCGGGAGAUGGACGGCCAGCCGGAGCGCAGGGGGGCCGGGGAGGAGGAGGGCCGCGAAGUCAGUAACGGGGCGCCUGCUCUCCCCCCCUCAGACGCAGCCGAGCCCGCCAAGUCCCCGAAGCCUAGCAGCGGGGCUGGCAUCCCCAACGGAGCCUUCCGGGAGUCAGGCGGCUUCCGGUCUCCCCACGUGUGGAAGGCCAGCACGCUGACCAGCAGCCGGUUAGCAGCCAGCGAAGAGGAGAGCGGCAGCAGCGCCAGCAAGCGCUUCCUGAGGUCCUGCUCUGCCUCCUGCGUGCCCCACGGGGCCAAGGACACAGAGUGGAGGUCAGUCACGCUGCCCCGGGACCUGCAGUCCACGGGGAGACAGUUUGACUCGUCCACGUUUGGAGGGCACAAAAGCGAGAAGCCAGCUCUGCCUCGCAAGCGGGCGAGUGAGACCAGGUCUGACCAGGUGAGCAGAGGCACGGUGACGCCCCCGCCAAGGCUGGUGAAGAAGAUGGAGGAGCUGGCCGAUGAGGUUUUCAAAGACACGGCGGAGUCCAGCCCGGGCUCCAGCCCUCCCAGUCUGACUCCAAAGCUGCUCCGCAGGCAGGUGGCGGUGGCUCCUUCCUCUGGUUUGGCCCACAAGGAGGAGGCCGGGAAGUCUGGCCCCUCGGGGACAUCUGCCGCCGCCGAGCCAGCGCCCGCCGCCAGCCGAGCGGGACCAGGAGCAUCGGGAGGGACCAGCAGGGCCCCCGCUGAGGAAUCUCGGAUGAGGAGGCACAAGCCCUCCUCCGAGUCCCCGGGGAGAGACAAAGGGAGGCUGUCCAAGCUCAAGCCUGCCCCGCCGCCCCCCCUGCCAGCUUCUGCUGGGAAAGCCGGGAGGCCCGCUCCGAGCCCGAGCCAGGAAGCAGCCGCGGAGGCAGGCGCCAGCGGGAAAGCGAAGGCCACGGCUGUGGUUGUGGAUGCCGUAAACAGUGACGCUGCCAGAGCCAGCCAGCCGGGAGAGGGCGUCAAGAAGCCCGUGCUCCUGUCCGUGCCAAAGCCCCAGUCCUCCUCCAAGCCGGCGGCGACCCCGACCAGCCCGGGCCCCACUCCCUCCACUCUGCCGGCAGCGUCCUCCGCCCUGGCAGGGGACCAGCUGUCCUCCACCGCCUUCAUCCCGCUCAUAUCGACCCGCGUGUCCCUUCGGAAAACCCGCCAGCCUCCCGAGCGCAUCACCAGCGGCACCGUCACCAAGGGCGUGGUCCUGGACAGCACCGAGGCCCUGUGCCGUGCCAUCUCCAAGAACUCCGAGCAGAUGGCCAGCCACAGCGCCGUGCUGGAAGCCGGCAAAAACCUCUACACGUUCUGCGUGAGCUAUGUGGACUCCAUCCAGCAGAUGAGGAACAAGUUCGCUUUCCGCGAGGCCAUCAACAAACUGGAGAACAACCUCCGGGAGCUACAGAUCUGCCCGGCGACCGCAGGGAGUGGCCCAGCGGCCACUCAGGACUUCAGCAAGCUCCUCAGCUCCGUGAAAGAGAUCAGUGACAUCGUACAGAGGUAGCAGAAGCCGGCAUCAGGCCAGCCAGAGCCGCCUGCAGUGGGUGAGGGCUCCCGGGCCCGUGGCGGUGGCUGACACAGGACCUGCGAGCUGGGACCUUGGCCCGGGAGCGGAGGGCCACCAUGGAGUACCGCCCUACUACCUACGUUGUGCACCCACUGUCCUGCACUUCCUCCUCCUCAGCCGCUCGCUGAGCCUCUGUCCGAGUUCUGUCUGUGGGUUCCCGCCUGGUGGACUGCAGUCGGCACGCCAGCCCUUCCCCACGGGCUGCGGGACUGCCCUCAGGCCAGCUGUGAAGGUGGGUGAGCGCUUCCUCUCUCUCUUCUUUCUGGGGGAUUUCCUCUGGCUAUGCCUUCGCCUCCCUUUUCCCCAAAAAGAACGGGAGCUCUGUCUCCAGGCCUUGGAACUGUUGCCUUCACUCACUGGUGGAGGGAGCCUGCACCCUCCUCCUCCUCGUACCUCUUGUGCUUAAGACCCGUCUACAGCACUGCAUCCUGGGGAGCUCUGCCAGCGGUCACUCGGCCUCCGCUGCUGCCGGGGCUGGGCCCUCACCACUUCCUCACGUGAAGGACAGCUCUUACUUGGGCACAGCAGGUGCUAACAGCCAGCCUUGGGUCGCAGGAAGGAGGGGACUGUCCUGUCAUCCUGCUGCGUGUCCUCGAGCCCAGUCCCAGCUCUCUGACACGCACUGCCCGUUCUGGAUGGAAAGCCCGAGGCUGAAGGGGAGCAGGUCGCCGUCCAGCAUGCAGGGCAGGGGCAGGGCAGAGGGGCGGCUUGUUGUGUGAACACUGGUGCUGAGCUGGCCCUGGCCCUGGCCCCGGCCUAGGCUGGUCUUCAGUGGCCCAGUGUUACCUUCCUUUUGAACUUGCAGGUGCCCGAAAAAGGCACUUGACCUUGAUUUCUGACUGAUCUCCAUUCCCUCCCUUGUACUCCCCUAAGACAAAGUAGAUUCUUGCAGGACUUCCUCCUUUGUGACAAGCCAGUCUUCAGUUUUCUGGAGUUCUUGAAGCAUUUCACAGCUCUGCUCUCAGCACAGCCGGUGCAGACGUGGACACCGCAAAGACAGGAGGAGAGGACCGGCCACAAAGCCCAGGAGUGUGGGCUGCGCCCUCCUGGGCAAAUGUCUUUCUUAAUGACCACGAGCAGCACGUAGCCAGGGAGGAAGGAAGCCACCGGAAACGGCGCCCUAGAGAGUGUCUCGAGAGCAGGUGUGCCGGCACCUCCCCUGGGCUGCCCAGGACCAGGCUCUCCUUGACCGUGACCCGGAGCAGCUCCUGAGGAGUGGGUCUUACUCCAGCCAGAAGCAACCCCUGGAGGAACCAGGAGAAGCCCACCUUCUGCUCCUCACACCUUCACCCGUGACCUCACACAGGCCCUGUUUUACACUAGUCACCUAGACUGUUUUAUUCCUCCGGAUCGUUUGAUACUGUUCUCACAGCGCAUCACCUCUUCGCCCCCUCAGACGCUGUCAGGACUGAGGGAGGCUAGCACACCGCCAGCGGCCUUGCAGACAGCAAACCCACCCACCAGGCCCCUCGCCUCCUGUUUCCGUGAGGCACCCGCCUCCUCUUCCUCCACGUGACGUGCCACUAUAGUUUGCAUUUAUAUUUGGUAUUACACUCUUGUAGACUCGCUCUUUUAUAAAUGACAUGUAAAUAGUGUUCCACUCCCUCCCUCUCCAUGCCUAUGGGUUCUCUCUCUCGUCGUUUGGUCCAGUACAUUUUGUUUCUGUAUAUGACUCUUUUUUGAAUCCACAUCUCUCCUCUGUAGUAUUUUUUAAAUAAAUGUUUACAUUAGAGUUUG
Molecule: messenger RNA, 6644 nt
Organism: Pipistrellus kuhlii (Kuhl's pipistrelle)
Lineage: Eukaryota; Metazoa; Chordata; Mammalia; Chiroptera; Vespertilionidae
Gene: ABL1
Product: ABL proto-oncogene 1, non-receptor tyrosine kinase
Exons: 11
Coding region: 1401-4844 (1147 amino acids)
Biological process (GO): protein phosphorylation; regulation of apoptotic process
Molecular function (GO): protein binding; non-membrane spanning protein tyrosine kinase activity; ATP binding
Source: RefSeq, a predicted model, not a curated record